Messenger RNA from Aspergillus aculeatinus CBS 121060, 1245 nucleotides. RefSeq names its product amidohydrolase family protein. Gene Ontology annotation, cellular component: cytosol; cytoplasm. Gene Ontology annotation, molecular function: hydrolase activity; carboxy-lyase activity. The coding region runs from base 53 to 1018 and encodes 321 amino acids. The transcript has a single exon. The record is from RefSeq and is a predicted model, not a curated record. NCBI's taxonomy places the organism in Eukaryota, Fungi, Ascomycota, Eurotiomycetes, Eurotiales, Aspergillaceae. Gene Ontology annotation, biological process: secondary metabolic process.
GCACGCACAACUUUCCCAUCCACGACUAAGUAAUAACACAAAUAUCGCAACCAUGAUCCCACUAAUCACCCUCGAAGAACACUACAUCUCGCGCCAAGUGAGCGAAGCCAGCCCCGCAGCAAAAGCCCACUACGCCGCGUUCCCGCCGCACAUCCGCGGGAAGCUGGAGUCGCUGGGCGCCGGGCGCAUCCAAGACCUCGACGCCGGCAACGUCUCCCUCCAAGUGCUCUCGCACGGGCCCGGCGACAUCAGCGCCGCGCUCUGCACCGCCGUGAACGACGACCUGGCCGCCGCCAUCAGGAGCCACCCGACCCGACUCGCCGGGUUCGCGAUGCUGCCGAUGAGCGAGCCCGCCGCCGCCGCGGCGGAGCUGGGGCGUUGCGUGAACGAGCUGGGGUUCGUGGGGGCGCUGAUCGAGAACCACACCAACGGACAAUUCUACGACGACGAGCGCUUCUGGCCGGUCUUCGCGGAGGCGCAGGCGCUCGACGUGCCGCUCUACCUCCAUCCGACCUUCGCCGCCGACUCCAUGAUGGAGUAUCACCGGGGCAACUAUGACGAGUCGGUCGCGCUGGCGCUGAGCGCCUACGGCUGGGCCUGGCACACGGAGACGGGCCUGCAUGUCCUCCGGCUCUACGCCAGUGGGGUCUUUGAUCGGUAUCCGCGGUUGAAGGUCGUCAUCGGCCAUAUGGGCGAGAUGCUGCCCUUCCAGCUCGAGCGCGUGUUCACGGUGGCGGAGAGGUGGGGCAGGGAGAGGAGCUUCCGCGAGGUCUGGAGGGACAACAUCUGGGUCACGACGAGUGGCAUGUUCUCGUUGGCGCCGUUGGCGUGUCUCCUGCAGACGACAGCGAUUGAGCAUGUGCUGUACAGCGUUGACUAUCCCUUCUCGACGAAUGAGAGAGGUCUGGCGUUUUUUAAGGAGAUUGAGGACAGUGGUCUCAUCGCGGGCGAGGACCUGGAGUUGUUUGCCUAUCGAAAUGCGGAGAACCUACUGGGGGUUAAAGUAAGGACGUCGUGACUGUUAGUUGAGUGGUUGGUUGGUUGGUGUACUCAUACGUCUAAGUGCUAAGGCAGUUCGGCGGCAGCUCUCGUUGCGGUGGCCCUACGUGUCUUGCCUUCUCUCCGUUUAUGCGUAAUGUUGAACAGGGCUAUACGUCCUUCUUACAUGUAAAAUCAAUCUAGUUUGUCUGCUGGUAUGUAUGCGUCACUAGCCUAGACUUGCGUUCCUGCGGGAUUGCGUUGUAC